CUAAUGGGGAGGAAUUGGAAGAAGGACAAGUUCCGGCGUUCAAAGAGUUCGAACUGGUGGAGCUUCGAGCUGCCACUAAUGGCUUCAGCUCCGAGCUGAUUGUUUCUGAGAGUGGAGAGAAAGCUCCCAAUGUGGUUUACAGAGGGAAGCUUCGGAAUAACCGAUUGGUCGCCAUUAAACGCUUCUCCAAGCAGUCAUGGCCUGACCCUCAACAGUUCGUGACUGAAGCUUCUGGAGUUGGUAAACUGAGAUUUAAGAGAUUGGUUAAUUUGAUUGGAUGCUGUGCAGAGGGGGAUGAGAGGCUGUUGGUGGCAGAGUAUAUGCCCAAUGAUACUCUCUCAAAGCAUCUGUUUCACUGGGAAAAACAACCAUUUCCUUGGGAAAUGCGUGGUAGAGUUGCAUAUUACAUAGCACAAGCCCUUGAUCAUUGCAGCACAGAAAACCGGAAAAUAUAUCAUGAUCUAAAUGCCUACCGAGUUCUCUUCGAUGAGGAUGGGGAUCCUCGAUUAUCUAGUUUUGGUCUGAUAAAGAAUAGUCGAGAUGGUAAAAGCUACAGCACUAAUUUAGCUUACACUCCACCAGAGUUUCUACGGACGGGCAGGGCCAUACCAGAGAGUGUGAUCUACAGUUAUGGAACCAUUUUGCUGGACCUUUUAAGUGGGAAGCACAUUCCUCCAAGCCAUGCAUUGGAUUUGCUAAGAGGGAAGAACUUAUUGCUGCUAAUGGAUUCAUCCUUGGAAGGACAAUAUGGAGAUGAUGAUGCAACUCAGUUGAUUGAUCUUGCUUCCAAAUGUCUCCAAUACGAAGCAAGAGAUCGACCCGAUAUAAAAUCUGUUCUUUCAGCAGUGGCAGCACUGCAAAAACAGGAGGUUGCAUCCCAUGUACUAAUGGGCCUGACUAAAACGCCUGUUGUGUUGCCAACUAUGCUUUCUGCACUCGGAAAAGCUUGCGUUCGAAUGGAUCUUACUGCUGUACACGACAUAUUACUUAAAGUUGGUUACAAAGACGAGGAGGGCGCCGAUAGCGAACUUUCAUUCCAAGAGUGGACUCAGCAAGUACAAGACAUGUUGAACACCAAAAAGUUUGGGGAUAUUGCAUUCAGAGACAAGGACUAUAAAAAUGCCAUAGAGURCUACUCAAAGCUAGUAUCAAUGAUGUCAGUUCCUUCUGGUACUGUCUUUGUGAGACGAGCGCUCUCGUACUUGAUGGUCGGUCAACCAGAACUCGCAUUGAGAGACGCAAUGCAAGCUCAGGUAUGCUUGCCCGAGUGGCCGACUUCCUUCUACAUGCAGGCUCUUGCCCUCUCAAAACUAGGAAUGGAGUCAGACGCGCAGGACAUGCUCAACGACGGAGCCUCCUUCGAAGCGAAGAAGCAAAACAUAUGGCGCAGUUAAGCGGGAAGAGAUGAUCGAAGUCGAAGAAUCGACGUUUUGGCCAUGGGGGAUUCACUAUACAAAUCAGAGCUUCCCUUCAAUUUUUUUAACAAAGGAGGAGACAGAGCAGAGGGAGAGUAGACAAGCAGAUGCCCAAAAAUUUUAGAGGGACCAAAUGGUUAAAAGCAAAAAUGUAAGGGKUGAAAUUUUAAAAAAUAGUCUACUAGAGGGCUUCUAUAUAAAUUUGAUGAUUUGCGGGGAUCUUUUAGCUAAUUAUCAUUUCUUUCCCCCUUUAUGUA
Messenger RNA from Momordica charantia (bitter melon), 1672 nucleotides. It is a transcript of the gene BSK2, whose product is annotated as BR-signaling kinase 2. The record is from RefSeq and is a predicted model, not a curated record. Gene Ontology annotation, biological process: brassinosteroid mediated signaling pathway; protein phosphorylation. Gene Ontology annotation, molecular function: ATP binding; protein kinase activity; protein binding. Lineage: Eukaryota; Viridiplantae; Streptophyta; Magnoliopsida; Cucurbitales; Cucurbitaceae.